AUGGGUUGUGGAUCAAGUACCUUAGAACAAAAUCCAGGAACUCUUGAUAAACCAAUUUCAAGAUCACUUACUACAGGCUCGAUGCCUUAUAAUCAAAUUCAAAAACCUAAUACAGUAAAAACAAUUUUAUCAGUAGAAAAUCUUAAAGGCUUUAACUUUUUUCCAGAUCCUCAAUGUAAAAAAAUUACAGCUGAAACUUCAAUAGAAAAUUUAAAUCCUACUCAAGAGAUUCAAACAGAACCAAUAGAAUUUAAAGAUUCACAAACAAAUGGUUUAGAAACUAACCCUUUCUCCCAUGGACGGGGGUAGGUUUUUUGAAAAAAUUAUAUAUAAAUAAUUUAAUAUUAUUUUUUUAAAAUUCUCAUUUUUCAAUAAUUAAAAGUAAAAAAUCUAAUUUUAAAUAUAUAAAAAAGUUAUGUUUUAAAUACAAUGCUUAAAUUUUAAUAAAAUUAGCUAGUGAUUUCAUUAUUAUAUGCAAAUAAAAAUUUUCAUUUUAAAAAAUUGCUCUUCACUGUCUCAAAAAAAUGGAAUUUUCUAAUGGUUUCCUUACUAAUAGAGGGGGAGUGAAGAAAAUAACCAGCAAACUCUGAGCUCAUUAAGCGAAAUAGACCCUGAAAAAUGAAAAGAUGUAGAAGUUCAGACGGAAAGUGAAUAUUCUGAAGAAGCUUUAGGGGUUGAACUGAGAAAAUUAUAUAUAAAUUUAAACAUCGGGAAAGAAGGUUCAAAUAAUCAAGAAAUAUUGGGGACAAUUGAAAGUAUCGUGGAGCAGUGGAGAAGAAUUGAUGGGGAGAGUCAGUACCUGCAUAUGCAGACUGAACCAAGUUUGUAUGAUCAAUCAUCAAAGCUUGAAGACUCAAACAAUAUCAGUCUUAGCACUUUAGUCAGCGAAGCUACUAAAGCGUCACCAACCCCGAAAAAUAAACCAGGGGUUAGAGUUGUAACAAAGCAGCUUGCAAUUAAAACAAAAAUUUCGUAUGAUGCUGAAGGGAAAAAAAAUAUUGCGCUAACUUCUCCUAAAGAUGAAAACCUUGAGAAAAGGGUAAAUAUGAGAAAUGCAGCCUUAAAAUUAAUGAAAUCUACUUCACCAACCCCUGAGCACAUUUUAAAAACUAGAUUUGACGAAGAACCUAGAAAGCAGACAUCGCCCUUUCCUUUUCUUAAAAAGAGAAAAUCAAUUGAAUCAAAGCCACUCAGUGUCUUUGAUCCUUUAAGAUUUAAGAUACAAGAAAGAAUAAAAAAACCAAACGAAAGAAAUCCACUUACGCCUUCCUUUAUAAGUAAGCAAGAUUUUCCUUUCUAAUAAUUUUUUUAAAAAUUAUAUAUAUUAUAAAAUUUGCUGUAGUAUUUUAAAAAAUUCAUUUGCAGAAUUGAAAAGAAAAUUCUAAUUUAAUUUAUGAAUUUGUAUUUAAGAACGCAAGCUUCCUAUAAUUAUAUAGGAUUAGUUAGUGAUCUUAUUCCAAGAAUUAUUAAUUAUAUAUAAAUAUAUCUUUUUAAAAUUUUUGUUUAGAAUUUUUUUUUACAAUCUCUUAAAGGAGUUAAUUUUACCAAAAAUAGCAUUUUUCUAAUGUUUUAGCUCGCUCUUAAAUGGGAGAGUUAGGAUGUCUUUAAAUGAAGAAAUGCUUGGAGGAUUAUUCUUAACUUAACUUAAUAUUUACAGGCUUCUGCCGUAGUGUUGACGCAGUCACCAAGGACCCAAUAUUAGGGUUCACCUGCUUUGUGAUAUAGUCCAAACUGGCCAUAUAAACCAGUCACCAGGACAUACAUCUCCUCCCUUCCCACGGUUUCUCGAGGCUUAGUGUUGAGUGGGCGGGUUAUGGGCUUCUGCGGCUGCUGCUUGAGUUACGAGAGUUGGCUUUCCGAAAUUCAAAAAAAUGGAAUUUCUGGUCACCUUUCGGCAAAAAGGGAAAUUCCAAGUCCUGGGACGUAACGCCCAGUUUCACGCUAGGUAAUUGCCCGAAUGGUCUAGGCAUUGCCUGUAGACUCUGCUGGGCUUACCCUUUCCAUACCUGGACUCCCUUCUCUCUCGAGGAGAAAAACCAUUCUGGUCAUUGAGCAUGGGCAGGCUCUGCACUGCAGAAUUGCUUACCAUGGCAUUGUUGCUCAUGUCCGGAAUGGCAAAACCUUGCCGGAUAUAAUUAAAAUAUGAGUCGAGUAUGUAUGGCCGUGAGGCCACACCCAGACGAAGACGCCAUAUUUUAAUUAUGCUUGGAGGAUUAUUCAACGGAGCAUUAACACCCGAUAUUGAUAAGUAG
Blepharisma stoltei is the source of this 2252-nucleotide messenger RNA. Lineage: Eukaryota; Ciliophora; Heterotrichea; Heterotrichida; Blepharismidae. The record is from the annotation of a GenBank genome assembly.